This is a messenger RNA of Sinocyclocheilus rhinocerous, 1017 nucleotides long. Its product is annotated as transmembrane protein 87A-like. NCBI's taxonomy places the organism in Eukaryota, Metazoa, Chordata, Actinopteri, Cypriniformes, Cyprinidae. The coding region runs from base 12 to 299 and encodes 95 amino acids. The record is from RefSeq and is a predicted model, not a curated record. The transcript has 5 exons.
UGACCGCAUACAUGUGCUCUGUGUGUAGGUAUGCGUUCACACCGCUUAUUGAUGACUCCGACGAUGAGAAGAUUGAAGAGUUCCUGGUGUCUGCAAACAUCGCUGAUGGGAUAAAGUUGAGGGCAGCUAAGACAGAAACCAAUGGAACAGUGAAGCCUGCAGCAGCCAAUCCGGAUGAAGAUUUGAAGUGGGUGGAGGAGAAUAUUCCGACCUCUCUGUCUGAUGUAGCUCUUCCUGUUCUUCUUGACUCAGAUGAGGAGAUCAUGACUACCAAGUAUGAGAUGUCUAAAAUGGAGUGAGGUUGAAAAGCGCUGCAGCUGAAGCAAACCUCCAGAGAUCAACCAAACCAAAAGGAAUCGUGCUGAAGAGGUAGACGCAUCCUAGCUGAUCUAGACGCAGUACUACCUGAACUUUGUUGAGGUGUUACCUCUCUUUUUUUUCCUGAACUGUUCAAACGUCCAGAAGACUUUAACGUCAUCAUCAAUCUGUAUAAAGAGAUGACGGUCUGUUUAUAAACUUUUGUGAGGACUAAAACCGCUGGUUUUAGUUUUUUGUGUGUGUGUCACUCCAUCCUGGAAAACAUUGAUAAGGAGCUUCAAGUUGACCAAAGCGUCUUCUCCGUUUUGAUAAGUUAGUCUUUGGCUGUGUAUAAAGUGUUAUUUCAGACAUUUUGCCUAUGUUUUUAGCACAUGAUGUGAAUAGUAGAAUGUCUGUUGGUGUGUCUGAUUUGUUUGUGAGUUUGUGCAGGGAGUAAUUUAAAUGGGCAGAAUGAUUCAUUAUAUAUUCUGAAUAAUUUUAUGAAGUUGUUUUGUUUUGUAGAGAGCCCAGCUUAACUUUUCUCACUUAAAAGGAGAAUUCACCCCAAAAUUAAAAUUGUUGUUAUUUAGUCACCCUCGCGUCGACUCAAAUCUGCAUGCUGUUAUUUAUGGAAGAAGAAAAAAAAAGGUAAUUGCCUCUUUUUAUUUUAGAAUUCAGCAUUUUUUUCUCGCACUUCUGAGAUAUAAACAAGAUAUAAAC